CAUUUUACAUGCACCAGGGUGAACCGGAGGUCAGCGAAAAGCAUCCAUUUGGUCAAGCCGAGCAGUUUUUUUCCAAUGCAGUGGACGUGAGAGGAUAUCAAAAUGGAGCAAAGAAUGAUGCUGCGAGUUAUCAUUGACGAUGAUGAUAUAAGGAAACUAAUCUUGAAUAAGAAACCGGAUUCCAUUCAGGAACUAAAAACCCAGCUGAGUGAUAAGCUGUCACUGCAGUAUGACUUCAAACUCCAAUAUGAAGACCCAGACUUCAGUAAUGCACUCUGCAAUUUGACUCAAGUAGAGGAUUUGCCUGAAAGACCUACUCUGAAAAUCAUCCCUCUUGUAACUCUUGAGUUGACAUCCCUGUCUUCAUCCACUGAAGAUACAGACUGCAGCACAGCAGACACUGAGAUCUUGUCCUCCACUGGUUCAACACCUCCACUAAGAAGACAGUGGCCGGAGUUCUUUGACAUACCCAAUUUCUCCGUGGAUGUAGCUUACCGACUGAGACAGGCAGAUCUCUUAUUUAUGAAAGAUCGUGUCCCAUGGACUCCAUCACGAGAUAUGAAACAUGACAUACUUGAGAAACUUGCUGAAACAAUGUACAGUUUCAAAGCUUACCCUGACGAUGAUGACUUCAGCAGGGUUGCAAAAGCACUGAUUAGCAAGCACCCCAGCCUCACUGAACCUGGUCCCCAGCCUGGAUGGUAUGGCUGGAAGAACAGCCUUAAAUUCAAGAUGGCCAACUAUCGUACAAAACUACGAAAAGCAGGAUGUGAUGAUGUACUGAUCAAUGGGGGUAAGCGAAGCAAACGCAACCCAGAAGGACCAUCAUCUAGCAAGAAUAUCAAGCGGCCAAAAAGAGGUGAAGUCAACUAUUUGCCAAAUUUUCCUGACAGACAUGAUGAAAGCAGCCUUGAAAAUGCCAGGAAGGUUAUCAUAGAGGAAAUGAAGAAAAAACAACCCAAUGCCAGUCUAGUUUCAAGAAUGAUGGAAGAAACAUUCUCACUGCGCAGAAGGGAGAUAGUGACACAGGAACCUGCUGUGCAGAGCGUGAUAGAACGAUGGCCAGCACUGUUUACGGAGAGACAGGUCUUUGCUGAGUUUAAUCGCAUAGCCAGCAAGAAUCUUGAGGGCAACUUCUAUGAAGCUCUGGACCAGCACACACCACGCUUCAUGGAUCUUUUCAAGUCCAAAAAAGGAACUGUGGGACAAAAACUGAAAGACUUAAUGCAGCACAUCAACUGGGUGUCACCUGAUGUGACGGCACUUCGUACUGUUGUCCUCAAAGGUCUUCCAGUUCUACUCAGUGAAGACUCCAGUCAAGUCUACACGACUUGCUCCGAUACAGCAAAGGAAGAAGCAUUUGCCUCAGUCACAGUUGGAGUGCUGACAGUGACUGAAGAUGCUCAACAGCAGGGUCCAGCAGUGCACCUCCAACCCAUCUCCACUGCCAUCAUACUUGAGGGAGGUACUGUCAUGGACAGUGUCAGAGACUUUCCCCAGGCAGUCUGCCUUCUUUUCGGCCUCAUUUAUGCCCUUCACUUGAAUUAUCCAAAAUGCAUGGAAAACACGUUCAGAUUCAUUCAAGUAGUCAUGCUUGGACUGGGCAACAAAACCCUCCCUCCAAAGCUGGUCACACUGCAGAAUACACUACUGGGGUAGGCCAAAGAGAGAAAAAACAAGGUAACUUGUUUACUGUUCCAGGUUUAAUAAUGUUCAAAUGUAACACUUUGAUGGUGUUUGUAACAAAGUGAUACAGAUUUGUUAAUUGGCAGAAAGACAGUGAUGCAUUUUGUUAUUUAUCACUGCUGUGCACUUUAGCAGAUAAUAACAUGUUUAUUGUAGUUCCAGUUUGAU
Messenger RNA from Toxotes jaculatrix (banded archerfish), 1854 nucleotides. RefSeq lists its product as uncharacterized. The record is from RefSeq and is a predicted model, not a curated record. The transcript is spliced from 6 exons. Lineage: Eukaryota; Metazoa; Chordata; Actinopteri; Toxotidae. The coding region runs from base 103 to 1659 and encodes 518 amino acids.